GCAGUGUAUUUACACACACCAUCGUAAAAUACAUUCAAUGUUUCUUAUACUGAAGAAUGCUUUAUGGUGAAUGUUUAUAUGCUUUAACUCAGUGAAGGAUUAUUAAAUAUUCAUAGUAUUGCCGCUUCUUAGUAAAUAGCAGACGUGAUGUAAAGAUUUACAUUUUUGGAACAACAUUUUAUGAGGAUAAUAAAAUAGUGUAGUAAAAAAACAACAAUGCUGCAUUAAGGAUGUUUUGAUGUGAAACACUGGCACUGCAAACAGUGAUUUUUUAGCAGUGUUUUUAGCUUGUUGUUUUUUAUGUUUGAAUCAAGUUGGUGAUUUGUUUUAUUCUUGGAACUAGGAGAACGUAAUUAUUUGCGAAGAAAAUGGAGAUCUUAGAAAAAGAUUCUUUGAAUAAUAACAAUUCUGUGAAGAAGAACGUUGUGCCACAGAUGCAAAGUUUGUCGGCGAUGUUUGACAAGGCUGGUGGAGGGUAUGACUGCCAGAGUACAAACUGUAAUGAAAAUGAUGCAUUGACAUUUAAAGAUGGGAAUCUAGUGGCUGGUUCCACUGAGGCUCUUAUUCAACACCUGGUUCCCACCAAAGAAUAUAACCCAGAUAGGACUUAUGUGUUCACAUUCUUGUUAAGUUCCCGUCUAUUUAUACGUCCCCAUGAACUCCUGUCAGAGGUGUGCCAGGUGUGCUCAUUCCAGCAGAAUCUCACCAGUGAUAAUAUACAGAAACACAAACUUGGCAAGUUUGGUCAAAAUAUUAUACAGUUGCUCAGUGAAUGGACAGAAAUGUUUCCAUAUGAUUUCCGUGAUGAACGAAUGAUGAAACAGUUGAAGGAGAUUUCACAACGAGUUUUAAAGGUGUAUCCUGAAUUACGGCAUGAUAUUGGUGCUAUCACUCAUAACUUGUUAAAUAAGUUGGCACAGUUAAACCGUUAUGAGGAUGUGCUGUCCAAACUGAAUGAUGAGGCUAUGAAACGGUCACAGACCCAGAUUGCGCCCACCACCGAUAUCCUCGAGGUGUGCCCUAGUCCACUCAGGCUAGCACAACAACUCACUCACAUAGAACUGGAACGAUUAAGUCAGAUCGGACCAGAAGAGUUUGUACAAGCUUUCUCCAAAGAAGAAGUGUCAUCACAACCUCCAGUGUUUAGAGAUAUGAAAAACACGCGGAAUCUGGAGGCGUAUGUACAGUGGUUUAACCGGCUCAGUUACCUUGUUGCCUCAGAAAUUUGCUCACAUUUAAAGAAGAAAAAUCGGGUUAAACUAGUGGAGUAUUUUAUAGAUGUAGCCAAAGAAUGUAUAAACAUCGGAAAUUUCAACUCAUUAAUGGCAAUUAUUGCUGGGAUGAAUAUGAAUCCUGUUGCAAGAUUAAAAAAGACAUGGGCGAAGGUGAACAAAGCCAAGUUUGGAAUUAUUGAAUUACAGAUGGAUCCAUCAAAUAACUUUGGUAGUUACAGAUCAUGUCUGAAGGCAGCAAUGUGGCGGGCACAAGGUGCCAGUGAUAGCAGGGAAAAGAUUGUGAUACCAUUCUUCAGUUUAUUUGUGAAGGAUAUAUACUUCCUGAAUGAGGGCUGCCCCAACAGAUCUGAAAAUGGCAAUAUCAACUUUGAGAAAUUUUGGCAGAUGGCAAAACAAAUAUCAGAUUUUGUAACCUGGCAACAAGUUGAGUGUCCAUUUGAAAAACAUACAGAUGUCCUUCAUUACAUUCUAACUUCACCAGUAUUCUCAGAAACCACAUUGUCUCUAGCAUCAUUUGAAUGUGAACUACCAGAAAACAGUUAUGAUAAGGAAAGACAUAAAAAGCUCAAGGCUGAAGCAGGGUUAUGACAGGACAAAAGAUAGAAACAGUAUUUAUUAAUCUACUGGUCAGUGAUGUGGCUAAGCAUGACAUAAAUCCUGGAACAUUGGCGAUUGGCCUUUGUGUGUUCAUAACUAGUGCUAGUGAUAGACUUUACAGGUGACUGAUGAUGCUUUAAAGAAAAGUGCUAAAACUAUGGAAGAAAUGAUGGGCAGACAGACUGGAGAACAUACAGAGGUUUUUACAGCAGAAAUCUUUGUAGUUGUUGAAAGCUUGUAUAAAGAGGAAUUGUGAUUAAGAUAGUACAAAUGAGAUAGUUUAUCAUAAAGUUUAUGAUGAUUGGUAUAUCUAGUGAGGAAUUUUUAGUGAGGAAGUUGUGCGCAUGAGGUGGCUUGGAUUUACGAUGGCAUGUAUGUUCGUAAAAGCUCACAACCUGGAGUUGUUGUUGUUGUCUUUGUUAACUGUUUAAAUGGCAAACAUUAUUCUAUAGUCAGUGUUAGUUGAAUGUAUAUAAUUAUGUAUGUAAAUUAUAUUUGUUUGUUAUUUCAAUGUUACUUAUAUAUGGACCAUAUUAAAUUAUUGAGAUUAUUUUGUCACUAUUAAUGUAGCAUGGAAUACUCAGCCAGUUUGUACUGUUUUUAUUUUGCUUGUUUUGUAAUUAUCCAUGGUGUAAAAACACUUGUUAGCGAAUUUAUGUCAGAUAAAAAAAUGAGUUUAAUUUAUUCUGAUACAUUUGUUAUUCUCUGUUUAAUUAUGACGGUGCAAAAGAUUGUUAUGUAUAAUUUGGUGCCAUAGAAUAUGUUAAAAUGUACAUAUGUACUUACAAGGGAAGUAACUGUUGAGAAACCUGUGUGAAGUACAGUACAACAGGGUAUAAAGUGCUCUCUGUUAUUAUGAUCAUUCACAUCUGUUAACUGCUCUUACUUUUUGAGGCCUCUGUAGAUAAGUUUUCUUAGGGAUAAUUGGUUAAUGAGAACACUCACAUAAUUGUCAAGCCUAAGGUCAUUGUUUGUAUUAUGACCACUAAAAAAUCAUGUUUUUUUUAUAUUCUAAGAAGUAAAUUUCUAUGUUUUGAGCAGUGGUAACUUCUCUUAUUAUUGACCUAUAAAUUUACCUAAUUGUCUUUGGUCUCUUAUGGUAUCAUUUUUAGGAUCCUGCUCAAAGCAAAAUAUUUGUACAAAGCCUCAAAAAUCUACUACAACAAGAUAUUUUGUAAUUAUUUAAUUUUCAAGAAAGAGAAACA
Ruditapes philippinarum (Manila clam) is the source of this 3037-nucleotide messenger RNA. RefSeq names its product ras-GEF domain-containing family member 1B-like. Bases 369 to 1823 code for a protein of 484 amino acids. Gene Ontology annotation, biological process: Ras protein signal transduction; positive regulation of GTPase activity. The transcript has 15 exons. The record is from RefSeq and is a predicted model, not a curated record. Gene Ontology annotation, cellular component: plasma membrane. Gene Ontology annotation, molecular function: guanyl-nucleotide exchange factor activity. NCBI's taxonomy places the organism in Eukaryota, Metazoa, Mollusca, Bivalvia, Venerida, Veneridae.